Molecule: messenger RNA, 614 nt
Organism: Protopolystoma xenopodis
Lineage: Eukaryota; Metazoa; Platyhelminthes; Monogenea; Polystomatidea; Polystomatidae
Source: the annotation of a GenBank genome assembly
AAGACGAUCUGGGUAUCAAUGCUCCAACUACUGUAAGAAAUCGCAGACAUUCUCCUACCAUUGAAGAAAAAAAGGUCGAAAUGGAACUUGCCUUCAAAGAAGCUAAGCUAAGAGCAAAGUAUUCUGCUUGGUCCAAGGGAAUUAAGACCCUCGAAGAUCGUAAUACAAGAAUUAAUGAGGAAAAUUAUCAGAGCUCUAAGCCUCUUGCCCGCUAUGCUACUGAUGAAGACUUGACAAAGUAUCUCAAGGAUCGUAUUCUUGCCGAUGAUCCCAUGGCGGAGUUUUUCAAAAAAAAGAAGGAAAAACAUGACAAAAAAAAUCUCAAAGAGAAAAAAAGAAAAAGAGGUGGGCGCUUUUACAUUUACGAGUUGUCCUAUGUUCUUUUUAACGGCGAGCCAGAAGCAAGCUCCUCCGACAAUGAUGUCAGGACUGAUGCGCGACCCAGGUAUGCUGGUCCUCCUGAACCGCCACCAAACAGGUUUAACCUUUGGCCAGGAUUCCGAUGGGAUGGAGUAGAUCGCAGCAAUGGCUUUGAGAGCAAAUAUGUGGAAGAGAUCGCUAGGAAAAAGCUCGAGAGGGAACUUGCAGACCAAUGGGGAAUGGAGGACAUGUAG